Molecule: messenger RNA, 4397 nt
Organism: Lethenteron reissneri (Far Eastern brook lamprey)
Lineage: Eukaryota; Metazoa; Chordata; Hyperoartia; Petromyzontiformes; Petromyzontidae
Product: DNA replication licensing factor mcm4-like
Biological process (GO): mitotic DNA replication initiation; DNA replication; double-strand break repair via break-induced replication
Cellular component (GO): nucleus; MCM complex
Molecular function (GO): ATP binding; single-stranded DNA binding; ATP hydrolysis activity
Source: RefSeq, a predicted model, not a curated record
ACGUGGUUACCACUUUUGGCGGGAAAGGCACUCGGAGGCGGCGUGUACAGCAGCGGCAUCUCCACCUCCACUCACUCGCCCCCCACGACCAGCAGCAGGACGAUGUCUUCUCCACCCUCCACCCCGCAGGGCAGGCGCGGCAAGCGCGGUCGCGAGGCUGCCGGCGACAGCAGCGUGCCCAGCACACCGGGCUCCGUGGGGGGGUCCCCGCCCCCCCUCCAGCGUGCCCGGCUCUUGGCCGCCGACGCCGUGGCGUCCCCGGGCUCCGCCGACCUCGUGCCGCUGCCCGCGUCCCCGCUGGUGGUCGGCGCCAGUGUGGGCAGCGUGGACAGCGCCGGCGCCCCGAGCCCCGCACGCACCUCGCUCUUCUCCAGCCCCGCGCCGCCCUCGCGCCAGCCCAGCACCAUAGGAGCGAGCGAGCCGUCUUCCCCGCUGUGCUACGGCACGCCGAGCUCGGGCCGCAGCGGCGCCCGCGGCACCCCCCGGCGCCAGCGCCCCGACCUCGGCUCCGCGCACAAACCCCGGCAGGUGGACCUGGCGGCCGUGGACCAGUCGGCGGAUGACUCGGUGGCGAGCGAGCAGUCGCUGGGACAGAAGCUCGUCAUCUGGGGCACGGACGUCAACGUCAACACCUGCAAGGACAAGUUCAAGCGCUUCCUGCUGCGCUUCGUGACAAGCGAGGAGCGCGAGGACGAGGACUGCCCCGGGGUCGACCUCGCGGCGCCCCUCUACAUGCAGCGCCUCGAGGAGGUGAGUGUGAUCGGGGAGCCUUUCCUGAACGUGAACCUGGAGCACCUGCGGCUCUUCGACGCCGACCUCUACCGCCAGCUCGUCAACUACCCCCAGGAAGUGAUUCCGACGCUGGACAUGGCGGCCAACGAGCUGUUUGUGGAGCGCCACGCGGACUCCGUGCUGGAGCACCAGCUGCAGGUGCGGCCCUACAACGCCGUGAAGACGCGCAACAUGCGCAACCUCAACCCCGAGGACAUCGACCAGCUGAUCACCAUCUCGGGGAUGGUGAUCCGCUCGUCGCAGCUCAUCCCCGAGAUGCAGGAGGCGGUGUUCCGCUGUCACGUGUGCGGCGCCGGCGCCCGCGUCGAGAUCGACCGUGGGCGCAUCGCCGAGCCGGCGCUCUGCCGCAACUGCAACACCACGCACAGCAUGGCGCUCAUACACAACCGCUCGCUCUUCUCCGACAAGCAGAUGAUCAAGCUGCAGGAGUCCCCGGACGACAUGCCGCCCGGGCAGACGCCGCACACCGUGGUGCUGUAUUCACACAACGACCUGGUGGACCGAGUGCAGCCCGGGGACCGCGUCAAUGUCACUGGCAUCUACCGCGCGGUGCCACUGCGUGUUCACCCGCGUGCGGGCAACGUGAAGUCCGUGUACAAGACCCACAUCGACGUGGUGAAUUUCAUCAAGACGGAUGCCAAGCGCCUCCGCGGCAUCGACGACGAGGAGCAGCACAAGGUGUUCUCUGCGGAGCGCGUGGAGGUCCUGAAGGAGCUGGCCUCCAAGCCGGACAUCUACGACCGUCUCUCCUCCGCUCUGGCGCCCAGCAUCUACGAGAACGACGACAUCAAGAAGGGGAUCCUGCUGCAGCUGUUUGGCGGCACCCGUAAAGACUUCAGUGGAACCGGCCGCGGGAAUUUCCGCGCGGAGAUCAACAUCCUCCUGUGCGGAGACCCGGGCACCAGCAAGUCCCAGCUGCUGCAGUACGUGCACGGGCUGGUGCCGCGGGGCCAGUACACGAGCGGCAAGGGCUCGAGCGCCGUGGGCCUCACGGCGUACGUCACGCGCGACCCCGAGACGCGCCAGACGGUGCUCCAGACGGGCGCCCUCGUGCUCAGCGACAACGGCGUCUGCUGCAUCGACGAGUUCGACAAGAUGAACGACAGCACGCGCUCCGUGCUGCACGAGGUCAUGGAGCAGCAGACGCUCUCCAUCGCCAAGGCGGGCAUCAUCUGCCAGCUGAACGCCCGCACCUCCAUCCUGGCGGCCGCCAACCCCGUGGAGUCGCAGUGGAACCACAAGAAGACGACGAUCGAGAACAUCCAGCUGCCUCACACGCUGCUCUCGCGGUUCGACCUCAUCUUCCUCAUCCUGGACCCGCAGGACGAGGCGUUUGACCGCCGCCUGGCACACCACCUCGUCUCGCUCUACUUCCAGUCGCAGGAGGAGGUGGACGAGGAGUUCCUGGACAUGGCGGUGCUGCGUGACUACAUCGCCUACUCGCGCCUCUACGUGCACCCCACACUCAGCGAGGAGGCCGGCCAGACGCUCAUCCAGGCCUACGUGGACAUGCGCAAGGUGGGCAGCGGCCACGGCUCCGUGUCGGCCUACCCACGUCAGCUGGAGAGCCUGAUUCGCCUGGCCGAGGCCCACGCCAAGGUGCGGUUGUCCCCGCGCGUCGAGAUGAUCGACGUGGAGGAGGCCAAGAGGCUGCACCGGGAGGCCCUGAAGCAGGCCGCGACGGACCCACGAACCGGCAUCGUGGACAUCUCCAUCUUCACCACGGGGAUGAGCGCCACUGCCCGCAAGCGCCGCGAGGAGCUGGUCCAGGCCCUCAAGAAGCUGAUCCAGGCCAAGGGCCGGGGCCCGGCUCUCAAGUACCAAGGCCUACUCGACGAACUCCGCACGCAGUCCGACAUGGCCGUGACGAAGGAGCUGUUUGAUGAGACGCUUCGGGCUCUGGCUGACGAGGACUUCCUCACCGUCACCGGCAAGACCGUCCGUCUGCUCUAAUUGCCUCCCUCCCUCUCUCCAUCCAUGCCUCUAUCCCUCCCUCCCUGCCUCCCUCCCUCCCUCCCACCAACCCUCCUUCCAUUGCUCUAUCCAUUCCUCCCUCUCUGCCUCCAUCCAUCCCUCCCUCUCUGCCUCCAUACAUCCCUCUCUCCCACCAUGACUCUCUCACUCUCCACAUCCCUCUAUCUCUCCCUCCAUCUCUCACUCUCCACAUCCCUGCAUCUCUCCCUCCAUCUCUCCUCCAUCUCUCCUUCAUCCCUCCCUCAUGCAACGCCUCCGCCACUGUCUGGUAGGCAGUGUCCAGUUGCCAGGGAACCAGCCCAGUUCCGUUCCAAGGUCACCAGCACCGGGACCCAGUCCUCCCGCACGCUGUGAGACACGAGGCUCCAUCACCUUUCACUUCCCUCCCUUGCCCCCUCAGGGCAGCAGCGGAGCGGCCGUGAAUACAAUCAAUAGAAGCGUCUAACGCUGGCGUCCCUUGGCUUCCGCUGUCCCGAGGCGAACUCGGAUUUUGUCAUUUUCCACCCUCUGUGUUUUUCCGGUGAAAAUGCGUUUCCCACAAGUUUGUACCGUGUGCGAGCGGAGCUGCUGAGCCCGCAACCCCCCUCUCAUUUAUGUUUCCGCGUUGACCACCCCCCCCCCCCCGUUGUUAAAGUCAACAGCUUGUGGCGGUUCAUACCUGGUUUGUCAGAUGGGAUCGUGUGGGCAUGAUGUCUAGUGUUUGACUCGAACCCUCCACCACCCGACAUCGCCAAUCCAGUCAAGCAAUAGUGGCGAGAUGUUAUCUCCCUCGCCUGUUGUGCAGGAGGUCGUGGGUUCGACCCUGACACCUGUAUAUUUGGAGUUUGCGUGUCUCUCCCCGUGGUCGCGUGAAUUUUCCUCCGGGUCCUCCGGUUUUACAUUCCACGUUUAGAAUCAACAUCACACGUUUAGAGUAUUUGGCUGCUAUAAAUUUCCACGCGACAAGCCACUUGGUUGAGCCGUCAUUUGUGAUCGCCAGGUCGCUUCUAAAAAAGAGCCACGUAGCUCAGUGGGCCUUACCUGGUCAAAUAAAAUGUUUAGUUGAGUAAGUUGUGGUUGUCGUUAAACAUUGACAUUAAACCUACACAAUCUAAUCCAAAAGACAUUGAUUAUGAAUCGUGAUGUUGGUAGACUGUUUUAAGACAAAGUGUGAGUUCGUGGUAAAUGGUGAGGUGUUAUUCGUGAGGUAAAUAAUGAGGCGUUAUUGGUAAACAAUGAGGCAAGAGGUAAGAAGUGAGGUGUUAGUUGUCGUGAGGUGUGUUAGUGGUAAAUGAUGCAGUGUGAGGUACAUUUUCACGAGUUAGUAAUUUUUGUAGUAAAUGAUGAGGCGUGUGAGGUAAAUGUUGAUGCGUUAGUAUUUUUCGUGCUAAAUAAUGAGGGGCGUGAGGUAAAUGGUGGUGUGUGUGAGGUAAAAGUUGAUGCGUUUAGUACAGAAUAGUGGCGUUAGGUGAUCGUUGUGACGUCGUGUGUCGUUACUCUGAGCCCUGCCUCGGUGUGGCCGACAGCCAGCAGCAGCAGCACUGCCAGUGUGUAACGCGCGCUCCACCAAGCCUCGAGUUUCCCUUCUUCAUGGCUGUGGUUUAUCGCACGCGUGUGUAAACGUAAUAAAGAUAACAAAGUUUGUCGCAGUG